AAGUUUUUAAUGACAAGAAAAUUGAUUAUAUAAUGACGUUGGAUGUAAAUUGUACUCGUCCUAUGCACUCAUUGGGUUUAAACUCUGUAACUUCACGACUACUUUCUUUGUUCUGUAGGCCGAGAAGGUGGUUCAGUAAUAAAUUAUAAUGUGUAUGUUCUAGUGUAAGACAAUAAAAAUUGGGUCUAGUUUUUCUUAAUUCAAAUUUAGCAUAUUAUGAAGAAAUUUUUUGGUAGGAAAAUUGGAAUAUACUCCCGAAAAUAUUUACAUAAUUGUCGUUCUGCCUUCUUUGUUAAUUUGUGAAACUUGUUCUGGAAAUAAUGCGUACAAAAGUUUGGUGUGUUCAAGAAUCUUCCAUCAAUAGAUAUGGGAUAAUUUUUCUGUGAUUACAUCUACGAGUAUAAAUAAAUAUUUAUUUAUGUACCUACGUAUAUGAGCAAUGUGGCAUCAGGUUUUCUUACCGAGAUGCUAUAAGGCGAUUGAUAUUAUUAAUACUCCAGCCUGGAGUCUCCAGGUCGAUCUUCAAUAAAUAUGACUGAUGCACCCAGUGACCAGUGUUUAUGUAAUCAUACUAACCAUUAUUUACUCCAAAUACUAUAUAACUACUUAAUACAGGUAGUACAACAUUAUUGAGUUUGAUAUACAUAUUUGACAUAUAUCAAACUUGCACAUAAAUCCACAUCUUGUAAUUAUUACCGAAUUUUAUGGGCUCGUAAAAUUUUAGUCAUCCCAGGAAGGAGGUAAAUAGUAAAUAAAAUUAAAACAAUAAUUGGCGAGCAGGUAUUACGUAUACGUCUCACAGUCACAUCUGGCGUUGCUUCGUUGCACAAUUCCUUACGCAAAGUUUAUAAGUCCUGGAAUUUUGGGGAGUUGAAAUUGCGUGUGCUGAAUGCAUUUUAAUUUCUCUUUAGGAGGAAAAUUGUUCAGAAUAAGAUUUACUCUUAAAAAAUUCAUGUCAAUUUUCGUGUUAAUUUUGCUCACUAGAACCAUCUGUGUUUAAGUGUAGUCGUUGAGUAUUAAACACGCAAUUUUCAUUUUGGCUGUGUUACGAUUGGGAAUGUCGAUGAAAAUAUCUGAAUACUUGGAGGAUUUUUAUGUCAAUGCAUUAUGUACAUACGUAUAAGACGGUACGUACAUACUGGAUAGGUAUACCCUUCGCUAAAGUGACCCCCCGGGGGUCAGUAACCGAUUUCGAUGUCCUUCGGGCAUGUGGUAGUCUCCAAUCAGUGUACUGAAACCCGAAGUGUUUUGACUCUAAGCUCCGAUUUUAUCCAUUUCAAAAAUUAAUUUCAUUAUACAUAGCUAAAAUGUAUAAUUUUUGGAAAAUUCAGUUAAAAAGCUGUGUAUCUCUUUAUGCUCAAUAUAUUUGGUGCGCUACAUAAUUAAAUGAUGUCUGACCAAACAAAACUCCGCUAUUUUAUAAAAUUAUCUAAAAUCAAUUUGCGUCAUGAUUUGUUUUUGUUUUUCAUUUAUUUUUACGCGUCACCAACAAAGAAGUUUCCAAAUAAAGCACUCUCUCGUACAGUCAACAGUAUAUGUAUGUACAUAUCUACAUACAUAUGUGUAUAGGUACAUGUUAAUCUUUAAUUGGCGUUUGUUGCACUUGCACGCAUCAGAUACAACGAGAUACGAGAUGAUCUGCAUCGCUUCCUUCCUUCCCUUCUAAACAUCAGCAACAUUGUUGUAACCUUCAUUUGAUGAUCUGUAUGUAGGUUCCUCAUUUUGGCAUAAUUUGUAUGCGUUGGUAUCAGAUUAAUUGCAGUUUACUUACUAAAUUGUUAUUUUGCUAUAUGAAAACAAAGAUGGAAACAAAGCGAGUGUGAUAUGGCAAUACAGACAUGUGAAUCUCUUACUUAGGGUUAGUACAGGCUAAAUCUGAUGAAAAAUAAACCUAUGUACAAGGAAGUGAAUUAAAUGUCUACUUACUUAGCUUAAUAUAUGCGGGUAUUGCGGAUUAUGUUAAUUAAACGCAUUUCGAAUUUACAUAUUAGUUGAUGCUGCUUCGUGUAAGUAAAACACUGCAUAUUCUGCCUGAUUAUAUUUUGCAUACCGUCUUCAAUCCAGCCAAAAGUUAAAGCAUUUAAAAAAACGACAUACCGAUUGCAAUACCUUUCUCAUAUAAAUAUGUGCGCACAAUUGGCUGGGAAUAAUUUGUAGAUAUUUGAUUAUGCAUAUUCGGUAAUUCCACAUUUUUGUAUUCGGAUACGAAACCAACAAACUCUUAACUUGUUCUAUUUUAACUGAAUAGAAAAAAAAUUAGUAAGAAAGAAUAUCUAUGAACCUUUUUCAUACGGUUCAUAUUUUCUCAUCAGAUGUAUAUUUAUUACGACAUCAUUAAUCUAAAUCAUGAGAACUUUUUCUAAUUCGGAAUUCCCCUAAACAACUUAGCACCAUACUCCCCAAAAUCAUAAUUAAGGAAACUAUUUGCAUACUUUUAUUCAGUAAUAAUUAUUGCGUGUGAAAUUUAGUAGAAAUUUUACAAUUUGCACAUUCCGUGAUCCAUUUAAAGUGCACACCAUAAAGAUUUAUCUAUUUGAUAGAAUGCAUAUUCCAAACGUCAACGAUAAUAAAAUAAACUAAACGGAGAUGUGCCAUAAACGAAACCAAUUUCUUUUAUGCGGGUCCAGUCCUUCGAAGAAAGCCAUGAAUUGAAGAAGCAUAGUUUUCGAAGAUUUGAAAUUUAAUACCACGAAUUAACUAUUUCGUACCUCAAAUAUAGUUGUAGGCGAAAAUGAGUAGUAUGCAAUCACUUGAAAAUACAAUUCUUCGAUUGGGAGAUCAGUCCGGUAUUUAUUCUGACGAAGAAGAACAAGCCAUCUCGGCGAUUUAUGACAAAAUUGACACCGAUCCAGAUUUACAAAGCUGGAGAAAAUAUAUGCCCAAGAGCAUUGUGAUUGUGGUACUUCGCAUAUACAAAAUGGAUGUUGAUGUGCUGUACGAAACCGUAAGCAAAAAAUAUACAUUUUACUUUAUUGAAUCUGGAAAAAUAAAAGUAUGGAUGAUCUCGCAGGUUAAAUCCCUUUCUACGGUGGCAUUAAAAACCUAUCCUGACCUUCUUGCACGCAUUAAUCCAACCAGAUUGCAAUCCAUCUCGAAUAGUAAAGUUUUUCAAAUUUUGAAAAGACCUGUCGACGAAGGACCAGCUGUCAUAAUUUUCAGAAUUAAUCGUUGGAUACCUUGUGAAGCGAAUUUGGAGGAACUGGUCUCAGUAUCCACUCUAUAUUUCCUCACGGCAGCCAAAUCGUCGCCAAAAUUACAAAGACAAGGAUUCAUCCUGAUUUGCGAUGUGGCAGGGUUCCGGUUACGUCAUGCGCGACAUUUGACAACGAUUGACUUACUGUCAAAAAUUGCAACUGUCCUGAGUGCAAUUUCCACAAAAAUGGUCAAGGGUGUCGUCGUGAUCAAUAGCUUUGCAUUUUUCUAUCACACAUUUAACAUGUUCAAAUGGGUGUUGCCUUCCAGGAUGAAGAACAUUAUCCAAAUUACGAAAUCCGACAUGUCCCACAUCACCAAGUUGAUCCCUCCAGAAAGGCUUCCUGUAGAAUUGGGAGGAGUCGUCGAAAGCAUGGCGUAUGACGAAACCAUUUCAAAAGAACUAUUCUCUGACGUAAACCUGAUUCCUACUUUAAGUUACUUGUUAAAUGAAGUUCUUAUAACUAGCGGAUACAGAAGAAGGAGACGAAGUAGUGUUAAAUAAAUUGUCUUAAAAUGUUGUAGAUAAUUGCAAUAUGUAUAAAUACUCAAGAUACUUGCAUGCAGUAUAUUUCAAGUUAUUAAAAUGACAAACUAUAUAGUUCUAUGAA
Molecule: messenger RNA, 3803 nt
Organism: Folsomia candida
Lineage: Eukaryota; Metazoa; Arthropoda; Collembola; Entomobryomorpha; Isotomidae
Exons: 4
Coding region: 2732-3697 (321 amino acids)
Cellular component (GO): membrane
Molecular function (GO): phosphatidylinositol bisphosphate binding
Source: RefSeq, a predicted model, not a curated record